Messenger RNA from Tilletiopsis washingtonensis, 6760 nucleotides. RefSeq lists its product as hypothetical. The record is from RefSeq and is a predicted model, not a curated record. The coding region runs from base 152 to 6499 and encodes 2115 amino acids. Gene Ontology annotation, cellular component: plasma membrane; cytoplasm. Gene Ontology annotation, biological process: phosphatidylinositol-mediated signaling; phosphatidylinositol phosphate biosynthetic process. Lineage: Eukaryota; Fungi; Basidiomycota; Exobasidiomycetes; Entylomatales. The transcript is spliced from 6 exons. Gene Ontology annotation, molecular function: 1-phosphatidylinositol 4-kinase activity.
CACAGUGUGAGUGCUGGCCUGCCUCGUCUAGCGUACGCGGCAAAAUGGCGGAGCGGCCGUGCAUCCUUCCCGCACCGGCGCCAAAAGCAACGACGACGACGACCGAAGUCGUCUCAGACUCACCACCACCACAGUCGCAUCCCGUCCAGCCAUGGACAGCCUCGACUUUCCCACGCACCAGCUCAUCCUCAAUGAGCUGGCCCUCAACCUCGCCGACCAUGCCGCCGCGGGCAAGCUCGAGCCGGCCGAGGCAAACGGCCUCAUCACCGGCGCCUCGAGCAGCCGCAACAAGAGCGGCGCCCAGCACCUGACCGCCUCGGCGGCGCGCACGCAGAUCAGCCUGGCGCUCUUCGCCUCGUCCAUCUCCUCGGCCUCGCUCAGCACGACGCACACCGUCGACGAGGCCAACGACCGUCACCUGCGCCCCGUGCUCGACGAGGUCGUGCAGGCCGCGCGCGAGCUCACGGCGCUCGACAUCGAGGAGGGCAUGAACCUCGUCGACUGGCCGCUGCCCGACCAGCUCGCCUUUGCCCUCACCUCGAGCCUGCUGCGCAUCGCCCACAACGCGCCGCAGCACCGCCAGCGCUGCCUCGACGGCGUCCUCGUGCUGGCCGAGAAGCUGGCGCUCGGCCUCAGCGCCGCCACGAGCCCGGCGUAUGUCAUCGCAACGCGCCUGGCACCGGCGUUCCACGGCUUCUACCGCGCCCUUUCUGGUGUCGCCUUUCACUGGAGCCUGGCCGAGUUUGCGCGCCUCGCCGUCUCGCUCGAGCCCAUCACCAGCGCGAGCUACAGCACCAAGCGCCUCAACGACGCGCUCCUCGUGCUCCCCGAGCAGGCGGCCGCGCGCGCACAGGCCGACCGCGCCACGCGCCGCAAGCCCAAGCAGCCCACGGUGCGCCCUAAGGACGACGACGACGACGACGAUGCGCGCAGCACCGGCUCCGUCGACACCUUCUUCUCCGGCGACGAGGAGGAGGAGGACGCCGAAGACGGCGAGCUGGUCGACACCGGCGCCUUCCCGCAGAGCGACGAGGAUCUCGAACGCGAGGACUACCGCACCGCGCUGCUCUCACACUACCGCCGCACGGGCCGUCCGCUCUCCGGCCACUUUGUCCUCUGCGGCGCCGUCGAGUCGCUCGGCUCCGUCAUGGCUCAGGCACUCGCCGCGCACGCCAGCCCGCCGAUCGCCAGCUUUGCCGACUACCAGAAGCGCGCGCUCGACCUUGACCGCAUCGACCCGGCACGCAUCGCCAAGGCCGAGCGCUUCGACCUCGACACGAGCGAGCAGGCCGCCUCGGCAGACGUCACCGCCAAGGCGUGGACGUCGCUGAUGCGCUACGCCGUCAAGGACCCGCGCGACGCCAACUCGGCUGCGGCUGCGCCCGCGCAGAACGGCGAGGACGAGAGCAACGGCAUUGCCUCGACGCUGCUCUCCGUGCUGCCGCUGAUCGGCACCACUAAGCGCACCGCGGCCUUCGGUUCGGAGGACGAGUCUGGCGCGGCGUCCGUCUCUGUGGAGAAGGGCCUGCUGGCCGCCUCGCGCUUCGCCAGCCGCGUCUACCACGAUCUGCAGCGCUUCAUCGAGUCCGAGGGCGCCAAGCGUGGCGAGCUCUUCAUCGACGUGUACGCGCUUGAGAUUCUCUCCGAGAGUCUCAAACUCGGUGCUCUCGUCUCCAUUGCUGCGAGCCGCAUCGGCGACUCGGGCGUCGACUCGCACACGCUCGUGCGCAUCCGCUCGCUCCUCUCCGAGGCGGCGCUGGUCUUUGAGCCCCUGGUGCAGAGCGCAGCGCUGCAGAGCGUCUCUGUACUUGUGCGCAACUUUCCCGCGCUUGCGCUGCCCAUGACGACGCAGCUGCGGCGCUUCGUCACCAGCCCGCUGGCCAUGUUCGAGCUGGACGAGAGCACGCACGGUGACGGCGCCAGCUCGUCGAUCAGCCCUGUGCUGGCCAGCGCUGCCAAGGCGAUCGCCAUCUGCGUCACGGCCUCGCGCAACGACGAUCUCGUCGUGAGCACGAUGUACACGCUGCUCAACUACCUCGGCAAGGACAGCUCAGCCGGCGGCCUCGCGCCGGGCGCCAUGGCCAGCAGCGGCAUGUCGAUCCGCAGCGGCGUCAGCCGUGCAGUGACUGGGCGCGACUUUAGCACGGGCGGCGGCGCCAUGACGAUCUCGCCGGCGCGCACAGACAGCCAGAAGCGCCUCAUCAGCGCGUCGACAAUCACCAUCGUCAGCCGCCUGGCGCUCGAGGUGGCCAAGCCCGAGGUCACGGCACUGACAAUCAGCAUGCUGCUGCAGCGUCUGCGCACGGCAGACGAGGGCAUUGAAGCCGCCAUUCUCACCAACCUCGUGCCACUGGCCCUCGCCGGCCCGGACCAGGCGUAUGUUGAUGUGAUGCGCGCCUUUAGCCAGGUCAGCCGCAGCGCCCUCACGGGCGGCGCCAACCGCCGCGGCACGUCGUCGGUGCAGGCUGCGCAGGUGCGCCUUGCUCAGGGUCUCGGCCAGCUGCGCGAGACGGCGCCGGACAUGGGCAGUCGCAGCGACGACCCCGAGGCCGAGGAGCAGCGCCAGCCGGGCCGCAAGGAGAUGUUCCUGCUCGAGCUGCUCGAGCUGUACGCCGAGAAGGGCAUGCAGCUGCAGACGAGUCUCGCGAGCGGCAAGGCAUCCAAGGAGGAGGCCAGCGAGCUCACGGCAGACCUGGCCAGCCUGCUGCCCGCCAUUGCCGCCGUGCUGCAGCACGACGACAUCAACCCCCAGCAGAACUCGACGCCCGAGAUGGUCUCGCACUUCCGCAACCUCUGGUUCCUCUCCGUCAUCUUCGACAUCGCCCAGCCGGCGCACGUGCGCGCCACCGGCGCCUCGACGACGGCGCGCCGCGGCAGCCUGGCGGGCCUCACUGUCAGCGCUGCGCCCGCCACGAUCCAGCAGGCGCUCGGCGAAAUCAGCCUCAAGACGCCCGCCCUCGUGCCCGAGAGUGCGCACAACUACAUCGAGUCGGACCUGGAGUUCAACUCCGUCCUCAAGCGCGACUACACGGCGUCUGCGCUCGAUGUGCAGCGCAAGAACCUCGCGGCGCUCAUUCCCAGCCAUGCGAGCGAGGUGCGCAGCCUACCCUUCCCGCGCAUCACGUUCCUCAACACAAUCUACUGCCUCGAGUGCACGCGCAGCGCCAUGGGCCGUCCCUCGACGAUCCUCUGGUACUUCGUCAACGCCGGCCUCAACGAGAGCAGCCUGGCGGGCCCGAUGGAGGCCAUCUCGGAGGCCGUCAUUGCCUCGUUCAUCCGCGACCUCUCGACGCAGGUCGCGAGCCACAGUGUCGACCCGAUGGUCAGCCACGAGGUGCGCGCCCUGCUGCUGGGCAGCUGCCACCGCGUGGAGAAGGUGCGCCAGGUGUCGCGCCGCUUCCUGGACCGUCUCGUGCCGUCGUACCCGAGCCUGCUGUGCAACAAGGAGGUGGUGGUGGCGCUGCUCGAGAUCCUCACGCUGCUGCGCCAGGGCUGCGAGGGCGAGUACCUCGACGAAUACUCGCCGCAGUACCACUUCCGCUCCGAGCGCGCCGAUCUCGAGUUCGACCUCUCGGCAUCGUACAGCCAGCGCGGUGAGAUUCUCAGGGAGUUCCUCAAGCGUGCGCGCGACUUCCUCGGCGAACUGCUGGCGCGUGCGCCCGUCGAGCUGCAGGGCAUCCUGCACAACUACCUCAGCAGCUUCGACGACCACACCCUGCCCGGCCACUCGGAGCUCGGCAAGUCGGUCGCGCUUGACUUUGCACGCGCGAUGCCCACGUCGGGCCCGCAGGACGCAUUCCUGCCGGCGCUCGGUGGCUGGCGCGCCGACGCGACGAGCAGCUUCGUCGACGAGCUGGCGUCGAAGAGCACGUACAUGGGCGAGGUCACGGGCAUCCACCUCGCGCUCACGAAGGGCGUGCUGGAGCUGCAGCAGGACCCUGUCAACAACUUCUCGCAGGAGAGCGUGGCCGAGUGCAAGCGCCAGCUGAAUGCCGUUGCCGUGCAGCUCGCCGAGGGCGGCAAGCCGCUGCCGUUUGCAGAGCUGCGCCGCCUGCUCUACCGCUCCGCCGCGCUUGCUGUGGCGCUGCCGACGGCCGACUUUGACCUGCUGCACUACAUCGUCGCCAUCCCGAUCCGCGUCUUCACGCCUGCGGCCAUCAACGCCGCCAGCCACGUGUGGACGUGGGUCAUCGGCGAGCGGCCCGAGGCCGAGACGAAGAUCAUGGUCGAGCUCUCGAUCGGCUGGGCCUCGACGAUCAAGGCUCGCCGCGGCCUCUUCUCGCCCGCCCUGACCGGCGGACACCCGCUACUCAAGAAAACGGAGAUGAGCGCCUUUGACCGCAAGGAGGUGAUGCGCGAGCGCGAGCGCGCUACAAAGCUCUUCUCGCCGCACCUGACGCUGCUGCGCCUCAUCUCGAGCCGCUUCCAGGCGUUCCGCUACCGCGACGGCGCCAUGGUGCUGGCCAUCGUGCGCAUGCUGCAGCGCUCCGCCCAGGCCACGCCGCUGAUGAGCACACACGCGCUCUCGCGCGAGGUGCGCUUUGCGCUGCUCACGUUCGGCUUCCGAGUCAUCCAGCGCAGCCGCCUCGACGGCCUCGUCGAGUUCCAGCUGCGCAGCGCGCUGUACAAGAUCGCGUUCGCCUGGUUCGCCGUGCCGGCGCAGUGGACAUUCGGCAGCAGCCGGCUGCAGGUCGCCGCCGAGAUGUCGCUCAUGCGCGAGCUGCUCGCCACGCUCGCAGCCGACAAGCAGCGCUCCGUCUUUGUCAUCACCUCCUUCCCGCCGUCGCUCGAGGGCGUGCGCUUCCCCGGCGGCCUCUCCGUGGCGGGCGCCGCGCGCUCGUUCGAGGAGCAGCGCGCGCUGCUGCAGCUGCUCGUGGAAGACGAGCUGAGCCGCUUCACCGUGUGGAACAACCCGACGGGCGAGGGCAAGCGCGACGCCGACUUUACGGGCCAGCUCUCGGGCAGCAUGACCGAUGCGCGCUGGCAGCAGACGAUCCGCACGGCGUGGCGCGUCAACCCGCACGUCGCCGUGCAGAUGGUCGGCCGCUUCCACUCGGCGACCGUCGAGAAGGAGGUGGGCCGCCUGGUGCGCGCGCAGCCGCACAAGGCCGUCGCCAGCGGCGACGCACUCGGCCUGCUCGUGGCCGAGCACCUGCAGCUGGCGACCAAGGAGGGCACGGACCUCAAGUGGCUGCUCUACUGGGCGGCCGUGACGCCGGUGGAGCUGGUGAAUCUCUUCCAGCCCAAGUACGGCAACAGCCCGAUGCUGCUGCAGUACGCCAUGCGCGCCCUCGAGCACCAUCCGGUGUCCCUCACGUUCUUCUACGUGCCGCAGAUUGUGCAGGCGCUGCGCGACGACGAGUACGGCUACGUGGAGCAGUUCAUCUUCCAGACGUCGAAGAUCUCGCAGCUCUUCUGCCACCAGAUCAUCUGGAACAUGAAGGCCAACUCGCACAAGGACGACGAGGGCGAGGUGCCGGACCCGAUGAAGCCGACGCUCGACCGCAUGGUCGACCUCAUCGUCGCCGCGCUGUCCGGCGAGGCGCGCAAGUUCUACGAGCGCGAGUUUGGCUUCUUCAACGAGGUCACGGGCAUCUCGGGCAAGCUCAAGCCGUUCAUCAAGAAGAGCAAGGCGGAGAAGAAGGCCAAGAUCGACGAGGAGGUCGGCAAGAUCGACGUCGACGCCGGCGUGUACCUGCCGUCGAAUCCCGACGGCAAGGUCGUCGACAUUGCGCGCAAGAGCGGCCGCCCGCUGCAGUCGCACGCCAAGGCGCCCUUCAUGCUGACGUUCAAGGUGCACCGCGACGUCGCCGACGCGCGCGACAGCGACGAGGUGGCGCCGGGCGCCGACUCGGCCGCCGACGUCACGGGCGGCAAGACGACGGGCGUCGACGUGUGGCAGAUGGCCAUCUUCAAGGUCGGCGACGACUGCCGGCAGGACGUGCUGGCGCUGCAGUGCAUCGCGCAGCUCAAGAACAUCUUUGCCAGCGCCGGCCUCGACCUCUACCUCAAUCCGUACCGCGUCACGGCCACCGGCCCGGGCAUGGGCGUCAUCGACGUCGUGCCCAACGCGACGAGUCGCGACGAGAUGGGCCGCGCGCAGGUCAACGACCUCAGCACGUUCUUCGUGCAGCGCUACGGCAACCGCGACUCGAUUGCCUUCCAAAAGGCGCGCCAGAACUUCAUCUCGUCGAUGGCCGCGUACAGCCUGGCGUGCCACCUGCUCAACGUCAAGGACCGGCACAAUGGCAACAUCAUGAUCGACGGCGACGGCCACAUCAUCCACAUCGACUACGGCUUCCUGCUCGACUCGGGCCCGGGCGGCAUGCAGUUUGAGCCGCCGUUCAAGCUCUCCGUCGAGUACAUCACGCUCAUGGGCGAGGACGGCUUCAAGACGUUCUGCUCGAUGCUCGUGCGCGGCUUCCUCGCCGUGCGCGCCUACGCCGAGCCGAUCAUCGACAUGUGUGUGCUGAUGGCCGGCGCGGAUCUGGGCUGCUAGUGAGUGGUGCCCGCGCUGCGCUGCCCGAGGGGGAACGGAUGCUGACGUGCCCGGUGUGCGCCCGCUGCAGCAAGGGCAACCCGACGCAGGCGAUCCAGCGCAUGCGCGAGCGCUUUGCGCUGGGCCUCAACGAGCGACAGGCGGCACAGUUUGCAAGUCGGUCUUCUACGACUACUUCCAGGAGAAGCAGAACGGCAUUCCGUAUGCCAGCUGAGGCGGCGAGAAUGCCUGUGCCGCGUGCAAUGUCUACUUUUGCUCUCG